Chaetomium fimeti is the source of this 3422-nucleotide messenger RNA. RefSeq lists its product as uncharacterized. The coding region runs from base 389 to 3388 and encodes 999 amino acids. NCBI's taxonomy places the organism in Eukaryota, Fungi, Ascomycota, Sordariomycetes, Sordariales, Chaetomiaceae. The transcript is spliced from 3 exons. Gene Ontology annotation, cellular component: cytoplasm; spindle pole body; spindle pole. Gene Ontology annotation, biological process: protein phosphorylation; mitotic spindle organization. The record is from RefSeq and is a predicted model, not a curated record. Gene Ontology annotation, molecular function: protein binding; protein serine/threonine kinase activity; ATP binding.
GCUCGGGCAGCCAUGGACAACCACAGUGUGGGCCCACACCACACUCCUGUUGCCGUGGUAACCCGGCGAAACACUCCACGACCGGCUCGGCCGCGAAUUUCCCGACUUGUGUCUUUCGGACCCGACACCUGCAACAAACCGCGCCUCGCCGGACCGGACUCAUCACGAAAACCUCUGUUGUGGCCGGUUGUGAGCAAGCCUUGACAUCGGCAGCUCCAUCGUGUGCAUCAGAGUCACCAGCACAACAACUGCUGUACAACUGACCGGUAAACAGACUUUGGACAGCAACAUUUCUUGGUCGACAACACGUCAACCACCAAGCAAAGAAUUGAGAGCUCGCCAACUCUAGAUCUUUUCACGAGCCUCCGGGGCGCGGAAGAGUAUCGAAAUGGAGGCGUUGUCCCCCCGGGAUGCUAAUGCCCAACGGCCCCCUCGAGCACACGAGCUGAAGACGAAGGCUGCAGCCCAACUCAAGACGACGAGGGACAAGGAGCACCCGCCACCGCCGCCCAAUAAUGUUGUCGAGCCGCCAAGCUCCGACCGCAAGGAUGGUGUCGUCUAUCAGGUCGGCAAGCUGCUAGGAAAGGGCGGCUUUGCCAUUUGCUACGAAAGCAAGGCCGCGGGAGCAUCGAAGCGCGUUGCCCUGAAGAUUGUCAAGAGCAAGAUGUCGACAAAGAUGGAGCAAAAGUUCCAAACAGAACUGCAGAUCCACUCCAAGAUGCGCCACCAGAACAUCGUUCAGUUUCACCGCGCCUUUACAUUCGAAAGCUGCACCUACCUGGUUCUGGAGCUUUGCCCUAAUGGCUCGCUCAUGGACAUGGUGAAGCGUCGCAAGGGCUUGACCGAGGCUGAAGUGCGCUUCUACACCGUCCAGAUCGCCGGCGCCAUCAAAUAUAUGCACGCAAAAGGCAUCAUCCACCGCGAUCUCAAGAUGGGCAACAUCUUCCUCGACAAAUACAUGAACGCCAAGAUUGGCGACUUUGGCCUCGCUGCUCUCCUCCUCACCGGCAAGGACAUGCAGGUUAUGCGGCGGACAACAUUAUGCGGGACGCCCAACUAUAUUGCCCCCGAAAUUCUUGAGAAGGGCAAGAAGGGGCAUGACCACAUGGUCGAUAUCUGGAGCCUGGGAAUUAUUGUGUUCGCGAUGCUCACAUCAAAACCUCCCUUCCAAUCAUCAACAACGGACGAGAUUUACCGCCGCGCAAAAGACCGUGACUACGAAUGGCCGUCGUCGGACACGUCGUCGAAAUACAUCACCCAGGAAGCUAAGGAUCUGGUUGCUACCAUGCUCCAGGACGCUGACCAGAGACCUGACCCCGACACAAUCGUCGCACACCCAUUCUUCACCUCAGGGUACAUGCCAGGCCCUUCCGAUAUCAACUACAAGCUGCGAGAGCUUGCGCCAGAAAACCCCGCCUUUUACGAACCGCUAAAUUCCCAAGCCCAGUCCAUCAACCUUCGAAACGUCCAGGAGAUGUGCCGAGAGUGUGGUGUUGGUCCAUGGUGCCAGUCCCAGUUGGUUUUCAGGAAUAUCUGGAGAGAGAUGGCAGAGGAGGAGCAAAACGGACUUACCCCGGUCAUCCCCCUAGCCGAGGGCAUUGUCUACCGGCCUUUUGACGAGAUCAAGAAUGAGCAGAAGCUCCAGGCUCGGAUCACAGCCCAGCAGCUGUCAAAACAAUCGUCACAGACUUCAGAGCAAACAUACGAAUCCAGGAGUCUAAAGGAGAGCACCCUAGCCCGGAAACCAUCAUCCGGCUUACUACGAGCUCCGCCGCAAAGCUUUGCUGCACAGCAGAGAGCGCAACAUAAGCCUGCAACGACGACGGGCGUGUCGCGAUCAAAAACUGUGACAGAGCCCGCUUCGAGAACCGUCGCUCUGCGACCGCGCCCGGGGAGGGAACCAGCUGCGCCCUCUCGGCAGCCCUCGGAAGAUCCGGCCCCGGUCUCAAGGACAACCACCCGCAGCCUUCGCAGUAGCCAAACGAACUCGACCAGGACUCAGCCAGCUGUUCGCUCGGAGGAGGGUGCCCCUCCGCUACGACGGUCGGCAUCGACGAGAGAGAAGAAGCAGGAAGAAAGGCUAUCCCUUUUCAGCCCCUCCGAGUACCAAGAAGCGGUCCCUGGCACCCAGCCCGAUGUCGUACUCGAGCGGCUACAGAAGCUGCAGGCCGAGCUUGAGCGGGCACUCAACGCUCGCACCAUGGCACUUGUGUCAUCGCGGGAGAAGACGCCGUCCCCGCCGCACAUCGUGGUGAAGUGGGUUGAUUACACCAACAAGUUUGGCCUGGGCUACGUCCUGAACGACGGAAGUGUUGGGUGCAUCCUCCGUAGCAUUCCAUCACCAGAGAGCCCCGAGCCCGGCAUGUUGCCCCCUGCAUGCUUGCUCGUCCACGACGCGGAACGGCACUGCCUACGCAAGGACGAUCCGACGUACAGCGGACGCCACCAAAUCGUCCCCAUGAAGGAAGGCAUCUACUUCUACGAAAACAACGGGGAGACUGGCAUCUCGCGCGUCCGAGUCGCCCCAGAUAACUUCGUCCUCCCCGUCAACCCUGACGGCACCGUCGGCAAGCUCUCAGCAGGACGCGACAUUUACGACCACCGCAAACGCGAGCGUAUCGUCCUGUGGAAGAAGUUCGCCAACUACAUGAUCGCCUACGGCCGCGAGAUGGACAGCCCCACCCAGUCAUCGACGCCGACAGCGACCGAAGAAGCAGCCAUUCGCGUGCCGACCAUCACAGAUCCGACGGCGGUGCCCUCGGACGUCGUCACCUUUUACCAGCGGUUCGGCGACGUCGGCUGCUGGAUGUUCGCGGACGGGCACACGCAGUUCAACUUCCCCGACCACACCAAGAUCGUCCUCGACGCCGCGGGCGUGUGGUGCCACUUCUGGCACCUCCCACAAGACGCGGCCCGCCGCCUCGACGAGACGGGCUCCCUCGCCGAAUCCGCCCUCGACGACCGCGCCGUGCUCUCCUACCCGCUCCAGACCCUCCUCAACUUCGCCAAACCAUCCUCCUCUUCCUCCACCACCGCCAACACCGGCAGCACCAACUCCCGAAGCACCAGCACCGGCUCGCGCCGCCGGCCCGAGAUCGCCCCGGAGCUGCAGGGCAUCCCCGCCGCGAACCAGUUCCGCAAGAAGAUGGAGUUUGUGCGCGACGUCGUGCGCGAGUGGACGGCCAACGGCGGGCUCGGCAACUCGGACCUGAGCCGCGAGCGCCGCCUGCGCUGGACCGGCGUGCGCGAGACCCGCGGCGUGCCCAUCCCCGCCAAGCACGUCUGGGUCACCAUCGGCGCGCGGGGUGGGGAUGAGCGCCUGGCGGCCAUGGUGGAUCCGCGGAGGCCGGGGGUGAUUGGCGAGGAUGUGGAUGAGCGGAGGCGGUAGGUGCGCGGACUGCCUGGGAGGGGUGGGUUUUAGU